CUCUCCUCUCCUUCUUUCGUGUUGUAAUUUCAGUCGCAGUGAAUGUCUAAUUAUACUUAGUGUCUGAAUUCAUCUGCCUAUAUUUUCAGCUCGUCUGAAGUUCAUUAUAUAUAACAACACUUAUCUUUGGCUCUUUCUUCCGAACUAACCUCCACACUUCGCUUUCUCGUUGUUGAUUCGAAUGAUUAGCCAAAAGUACCAAUACCGCGAUUAAAAUCUGACUUGACUGAUCACCAUGACGGCCACCACGUAUCUGGAUCGCUAUAGAAACCUCGUUCUCACCGAACAGAAAAAGAACCUGCUGAUUGAGGAACUCCUGCAGCGAGUGGCGCAGCUUGAAGAUGCAUUCGAACAGGAAAAGCUUGAUCAUGAGCGCGAGAAGCGCUUCAACCGAGAUAUUCAAGUACAUGAGAUGGAACUAAUGGGACAGGUCUCUCGGUUCCAACUUUCCAUGAACCGCCAACCCUACAUAAUUGUUCUCUUGGACGGGUCUGGGUUCAUUUUCAAGGAUGAGUACCUCCAAAAGGGGACGCAAGGCGGGAAACUCGCGGCCCAGAAGCUUCACGACGAGAUUGAGGCUUUUAACACCGACCAGCUCCCCAGCGCCAAGGGCCCCAAAUUGUUGACAAGAAUGUAUAUCAAUGUGAAAGCACUAAGCGAGACCUGUAUUCGAGGCGGCAUAACCACCGAUCCCUCGUUGCUGCAGGACUUUAUUCGUGGCUUUAAUAGUUGCUAUCCUUCGAUUGACAUCGUGGACACGGGCGCCGAAGCGGAUAGUGCACACAAUAAGAUCGCUGAGGCCUUCAAACUCAAUCUCUACAAUUGCCACUGUCAUCAAAUUCUCCUGGGUUGUGCGGACGAGAAUUCCUUCUUCCAGGUUCUGGGAGAUCACCUUGACGACAAGGACCUGAUGGGACGAGUGACCUUGCUCGAAGCAUUGCCGUUUGGAGAGAACUUGAAUGCCGUUAGCUUAUCGUUCAGGACUCUGCAGUGGCCGGAGAUCUUUCGCGACUCGAAAAUCUUUCCCAUCUGGUCUCCCUGGAAAGCGGCCGUGGCCACACAGCCCCGCUCUCAGCUCACUCCGUCACCUAAGCCGGAGACAAAGCUCCCACCACGGUCUGCGAACCAAGCGUCCACAACCCCCAGCGUAUCACUAUCGCUCGCCUCAACCAGACCAUCCAGCCCAGAAGAGAAGUUUCAGGUGGUGCGCUCCAAAGCGGCCGCGCCCGCACAGCCUAAGGUCGUCGAGCGCAACAAAUACGGACAACGAGUCGACAGGCUGGACAUGAAGAGAAUUAACCAGCAGGACAUGAAUCGCCUCAAGAAGCUGAAACUGUGCAAUUACUACCAUCUGCAGGGGGAGUGUCCCAUGGAUGAUUGCCAGCAUGAUCACUCGCAUAAAUUAACAAGAAGCGAACAUGUAAUGUUGACAGCCAUUGCUCGCAUGAUUCCCUGCCGCUAUGGACUGGAAUGCAACGACCCCGAAUGUACGUUUGGACACCGGUGUCCCUAUAGUGAGCCGGGUCAGAGAGAGUGCCAUUGGGGCUCCAGUUGUCGGUUCGAACCAGCCUCGCAUGGCAUCGAUACCACUGUUGUGAAGGUGACUAAGAUUUAG
This is a messenger RNA of Aspergillus uvarum CBS 121591, 1615 nucleotides long. Its product is annotated as CCCH zinc finger protein. Lineage: Eukaryota; Fungi; Ascomycota; Eurotiomycetes; Eurotiales; Aspergillaceae. The record is from RefSeq and is a predicted model, not a curated record. Bases 236 to 1615 code for a protein of 459 amino acids. Gene Ontology annotation, molecular function: metal ion binding. The transcript has 4 exons.